AACCUCUUGAGUUUGGUUUGUAAACGUCCACCAGAGAGAGGAACGAGAACGACAAAUAUAGGUGACGAUAAGUUACAGUAUAUUCGCGAUUCGCUUGUUCGUCAAGUUGGCUGUGGUACUCUGUCAGCAGAAUUCUAAGCGCCAUCGACUGCAGCCUUACGAUAAAAUAAAUAAAUAAAGCUCAAGGACGAAGUACCCAAUGGACUCCUUCCUCGGCUCGCCAUUUGGGCAGAUCUCCCCGCCCGAUCCUCCCGCCCCCCCACCGCCCGGCCAGAUGCAGCGCCCCGCAACACGUCCCCCUCCACCCGCAGACUCAUGGUCCGCCCAGCAGUCGUCACUGGCACUGCGCUUCUACAGACUCGGUCUUCCCGGCGUGGCGGAACUGGUGCUGGGCGCGAGUAAACUGGAUACCUCGGCGCUGAUGAAGGACGCGGCGACGUUGGAGGGCGGGUAUUCAGCUUCUGGCGAGGGAAUAAUUACUGGGGGAGAGAGGGAUGGACAAGGAGUUAUUGUUGCUGCGCACGGAAGCUCUGGUGCUGGGAGUGCUGCCGGCGCUGGAGGUAGUGGUGGUGUUGGCGGGGGGGUAUCGACGCCGCCGGAGACUCCUAGUACAGCAGCCCGCACCCGACCCGAAAAGUCCGACCGCCUGAUAGCCCACAAGGCCAAAUCGAUAAUGGAUCUCAAGCAAGCCGACUUCGACAUCCAAGUCAUCCUUGCACGCAUCUCGGCGGUGGAGUACAACCCGCUGGACCCCGUGCUCGCCGAGGUGCCUGAGAGUGCGAAGCCGUACGCCGGCUUCCUCCUCGGGCUCGUGCGAUGCUACAGUGAGACUGACAAUGAGCACGAGAAGAAGACGCUCCAGUGUGUUGCCCUUUACCAUUUGCACAUCGUCUUUGAUGGUCUCGUGAAGAAUUUUAGGGGGAAGGAUGCUAGGACUAAGGCUUCCGAAGUUUUGUGCCACGUAAUGACAGACAUGCCCAUGGCCAAGUCUGCGAAUUCUUUCGUUACCCUUGCUACCGCUAGUCGCUGGCUGAGGGAGUUGUGUGACUACAUGGGCGGUGCGAGGUUCGCACAGCAUUUACUAUAUGUUAGGGGGGAUUUCACAAUCACUAACUUCAAACAAAUGAUGACGUCCGCCGAGCGUUUGCGAAUAAUCAAGGAGGCGCUCGCGGACGCGAGGGAUUACUAUAGGGCGCAGUUGGAUGAGUUUGAUGCUUUGGCUGGGCGGUGAGGGUAGUUCUAGAUGGCUUGAUAUAUAUCCUGCUAGCGAUUUCUUUUCCUUGCUUCCUUUUUUUUUAUCCUUCCUUUUUUGUGUAUAAAGUUGAUCGGUUCGGAUGGGGGAUUGAAGGGUUGACUCGCUGCGGGGAUUGGGUAGUAGAUGUAUACUAACUUACGUCUAAUGGAGUUAUUCAUUUUUCUCCCC
Molecule: messenger RNA, 1423 nt
Organism: Tuber melanosporum (Perigord truffle)
Lineage: Eukaryota; Fungi; Ascomycota; Pezizomycetes; Pezizales; Tuberaceae
Exons: 6
Coding region: 200-1231 (343 amino acids)
Source: RefSeq, a predicted model, not a curated record